Pleurotus ostreatus (oyster mushroom) is the source of this 1290-nucleotide messenger RNA. RefSeq lists its product as uncharacterized. The transcript has 10 exons. The record is from RefSeq and is a predicted model, not a curated record. NCBI's taxonomy places the organism in Eukaryota, Fungi, Basidiomycota, Agaricomycetes, Agaricales, Pleurotaceae. The coding region runs from base 1 to 1290 and encodes 429 amino acids. Gene Ontology annotation, cellular component: cytoplasm. Gene Ontology annotation, molecular function: flavin adenine dinucleotide binding; electron-transferring-flavoprotein dehydrogenase activity.
AUGGCCGUCCCCCAAUCAACGAAGACCGUCGUAGUUCUCGGCGCUGCAUACGGAGGUGCUCACGCUGCACAAGUCCUCGCGCAAGGUCUUCCCGAAGGUUGGAAAGUCGUUCUCAUUGAUCGAAACUCACAUGCCAACCACGUUUAUAUUCUCCCUAGGCUCACUGUUCUCCCUAGCCACGAGCACAAAGCCUUUAUCCCUUACCGCAGGGUCUUCUUACUCGACGGCCCGCAUCCACAUCUGUUCCUCCAGUGUCAUGUCGUCUCCCUCGCGCCACAUUCGGUCAAACUAUCGAAGUCCUUCCCGGAACAUGGUAUAAAUGAUGGUGCCCUUGAUUUCGACUACCUGGUGUACGCCCUUGGAAGUGUUUUGCCUGGUCCAUCCGACCUAUGGGGUAGCAACGUCUGCGGGGUUGUCGCAAGUCCAGAGAAGUGCAAGGAGGAGUUGAUAUAUCAAGGUGAGAAGACGCAAGGUAUUGAGUGGCUGAAGAAGAACCAGAAGGUCAUCGAGGACGCACCUAGCGUUCUGGUCGUUGGUGGCGGCGCCUUGGGUGUUCAAUUCGCAACCGACAUUGCCGCUGUCCAUCCGAACAAGAAGGUAACCCUUUUGCAUUCCCGAGAACGCCUGCUACCGAGGUUUAAUGAAGAAAUGCACACUGAGAUCCUCGCAUCCACGGUAAAGCUAGGCGUAGAUGUGAUACUAGGCGAACGGCUGGACCUCAAGUCGGUCGAAGAGGUUCCGCCUAAACGGAACGAGGCCGGCCAGCGUGUUGUCCGGACCGUAAAAGGUAGAGAGCUGGCCGCAGAUUUAUUGAUGCUUUGCACUGGUCAGCGAGCGAACACCGAAAUCAUGGGAAAGAUGGAUCCAGCCACCGUUGACCCAGGCACUCACCUCGUCCACGUCCUUCGGACGUUGCAGGUGGGUGUUCUGAAGCCGGAAGGGGAUAAGAAUCCUGAAGGCACCGUCGAAAAUACGCCUUACCCGCACAUAUUCGCCGUUGGCGAUGCUGCUGAUGCGUUCGGUGCUAUUCAAGCUGGGCACACAGCAUACGCGCAGGCCGAAUUAGCGGGGAAGAACAUUCUGCAACUGAUCGACGGAAAGGAUCAUGAAUUAGAAUCAUACAAGCCGGGACCUCCUGGUAUCAAGGUGUCGCUUGGUCUUAAACAUUCAGUCUAUCAAGUGCAAGGUGUUGUGGGAACUAAAGAUGAUGGGGUAGACGACCUGCAAGCUGCCGCUAUAUGGCCUUUCUUUGGGAUCAAAGUGGAGAAGGACGAAGACAUGUAUGAGUAA